This is a messenger RNA of Suillus fuscotomentosus, 1986 nucleotides long. RefSeq lists its product as uncharacterized. The transcript has 14 exons. The record is from RefSeq and is a predicted model, not a curated record. NCBI's taxonomy places the organism in Eukaryota, Fungi, Basidiomycota, Agaricomycetes, Boletales, Suillaceae. Bases 1 to 1986 code for a protein of 661 amino acids.
AUGGAAGAUGAAGAUUUUGAAGGUGAAGAAAACUUCACAGAAAUAGCCCAUCCAAGCGAUGAUGAACAGGAUGAGCACAACGAAGAGGAUCAUGACAUUGGCAUUGAGGAAUUUAACUUCUUUGAACAAGGAAGGAAUGCAAGCAUGGAGUCCCUCGCGGAGGCACUAGACGACAUCAACAGAACCCUUGUAAUUUUCUGGGCACAACUCCACGUCAGGGAUCAGCAGCCAGCACAAACGGCCACCAACUCACGAUACCAAGAAGCCAAUCAAUGUCUCCAGUAUGGUUAUAUGUACCCGCUUAGGGUGAAAUCCUUCAGCUCAUUCAGCUUGCUUGGAUCCGCUGAUGUGACAACCUUCUCCUCUAGCAUGAGGAGGAUCAUAUGGUACCUUGCUAAUUACAACCAAGUAUCGCCUAUCUAUUGUGAAAGAUCCUUCCAGGAGGCCCGGCCUUGGACUGGUCAGCUUAUGCAACUUGGGUGGCUGAUUGUUCCUGGCGAGAGGGAUACUACCCACCUUCAUGAGUUAUUCACAGCAACGCCAACUGGCAGCACUUAUAUCAGUGUGAUAACCCCUACAUGCUGUAGGGCUAAUGCCAGAGGUAUCCCAAUGUCUACUUGGCUUCUCCAAGAGCUGUUGAACGCUUCAGUUCAAUUCUCUUAUGCUCCAUUUCCAGAUGGGUAUCUGCCUCCCAUUGUCACCUCAGUACAACAACCCAUGUACGAUGUGCUCCCUCCUGCCAAUUCAAGUGCUCUUGACAACAUGCUCUCAGAUGUCCUCCUGGCUCCCGCUUUUGACCUCACACCUACGGAGUUUCAAGAGCUCAAUUGCGGCUACAAUUACUGGGAAUUGUCCACUAUAACUUCUCUCAGCGGUAUCGAUGAUACAGCUCAGCCCUUUUUGGAUCAAGUGGAUGAAUUAGAUGAAGUAGAUGGGGUUCUCACCAAGGAGCCAGUCCUCGAGGUUUUUCAUCCUGACUUGCAAUGGAGACAGUCUAAGGGUGGAGUAUGGGACACCUUGAACAGAAAGCAACGAGAGAGCCUCACCUGUGCAAUGAAGAAGACAUUUUGGUGGCGGAUUAUGAUGCUCACUAGGGCCUCAUUUGUUGGAGGCCUGUGGGUAGGAGAGCGCCAAAACCCAACAAUUCAUCAGGUGGAAGUACGACACCGGGUGACCAAUAGCUUUCUCACCGCACUUCACCUAACCUACACAACUUACAAGGAGAUGCUGGAGCAACCAGUGGUCAUCACAUUUGCCAACGGGGUAACUGUUUCUGCUGGAUGGCCGGAGUUCCAUAGGAAUCAACUGGCCAAGGCAUUUAAUGAAUCAAAGGGGGAACUAAGGAAGGUUAUCAAAGGUGCAAUGUCACCAUACACCAACUUUUGUGACUCUUUCGAUACAGUAGAGAUGAGGAUCACUCACUUCGUGGGUCUUUUCAACUCGAACAACAUCAAUGAUGUGCGCCAGAUGAUUUCUGAGCUCAUCAGAGAACAUGUUUUUUCAGAGCUCCUUUGGGUGUCACUCUUUCACCCAAACAGCAAGUUGGCAGAUAGAAAAUGCAGUGUGAGGCUAGCAGAUUUCCUUCCCGAAGAAGUCUUUUCAGAUUUCACCUGUCUAGCCCAGAAACCGGUGGGCAAUUUGAUGAUGUUGCUCUACCAGUUGAUGGUCAUCACCUUGAAAGAAAGAGAAGCACUUGUGAUCGACUAUUGUGGACCAGAAGAUAUGAACGAGAUUAUUAUGUCAGCCCUAGACAAUAUGGGGAGCAAUGUCCUACCUAUCGCUCCCAAGUCAGGUCUUCCGAGAAUCACAACAGAGGAGACAGGGAAGAGAUUUAGGAAUAUGACGGACAUCUUGCCCAUCGAAACCCAGCCAAUCAGUGAUUCAUGCAUUGUCGUCCCAAACAGUGGGGGCUUUUGUUCCACCAAGUCUCUGAGACUUGUCUCGGAUGUACUCGCUUCAUUCUUCUCGACUCUCCCAGUCGCAUAG